Messenger RNA from Ceraceosorus guamensis, 2289 nucleotides. RefSeq lists its product as hypothetical. Gene Ontology annotation, biological process: nucleoside transmembrane transport. The transcript has 6 exons. Gene Ontology annotation, cellular component: membrane. The coding region runs from base 285 to 2168 and encodes 627 amino acids. The record is from RefSeq and is a predicted model, not a curated record. Lineage: Eukaryota; Fungi; Basidiomycota; Exobasidiomycetes; Ceraceosorales; Ceraceosoraceae. Gene Ontology annotation, molecular function: nucleoside transmembrane transporter activity; symporter activity.
CUUGCAUGUAUGGCGCUACAGCAAGUAGUACACUCCAGCCCUCCUCGUCACUCUUCUCGAGCAGACUCGCUUCUUCAGUCUCGGCUUUGGCGCGAUAAGGGCUGUUCCUGACAUCUGAGCGCGCGCAACAGCGGCCACGCUCUCCUUCAAAAGCUUCACACCUGCUCACGCGAGCUCUUCAGACACCCUUGUUCCUCGCUCCCAUUGGCUUCAACAACCCCCCUGCCCGCUUUCCUCACCCUUCCCCCGCCCUCCCCCGGUGCCACCUACACAGGCCUUUCAACAUGGCCUCUGAAUUGCCCAAGUGGAAUGACGACAAGCCGGCGCCUUUGGCGUCGGACGCGACCAAGGAUCGCAUCUCUCCUCGCCAUUCGCACGACAUUGAGGAUCAAAAGCAGCAGCCCUACUCGACAGAGUCUGCUUCUCACAAGAGCGAUCCCACAGCUCCGCAUGACCUGGAAGCUAAAGCGCUCUACGACAGAGAGCAUGACUUGGAUGAGGACGAGAAGAAGAGCGACGGGCCCAUUGCACAGCUCAAGAUGCUGUUGCAUUCCAGGGGUGCCGUGAUCGUCCGAGAUUUUGGUCUCAUUGCUCUUCUUCUGGGUUGGUGGAUCCCAUCCAUCAUCAACGAAAGAGUCAGGCAUCGAUGGAUCGUAGCUACCAUCUUUAGUUGGUUCUUCAUCCUUCUUAUCCUGAUGCACAAGUCGCGCUACAUUCCGCAAAGGCCAAUCGUUCGGGUCAUCUCUGCAGUCUGGACAACGGCCGCCGAAAAGCCCUGGUCCCGCAUCCCCUACAAGGGCAAGCUCGCCGUUGGCUGGCUGUCCUUGGCGGUGUUGGUGUUUGGUUCUACCUACGGGCUGCCCAUCGAGCAGGGCAGCUCUCUGGGUCAACGAACCAUUUCGCUUGUCGGCUACUGCCUCAUCUACGCCAUCAUCUUUGCUUUUUCAUCCAAUUACGGUGCCGUUCAAGCCAGGACUACGAUUCUUGGAAUGGGUCUGCAGUUCAUCAUUGCUCUGUUCGUUUUCCGCACUGGAGCUGGUCUGUCCCUCUUCUCUUGGAUCGCCACUGCUGCCGCUGAUCUGCUUGCGCAAGGUGUCAAUGGAGGAGCUGCAUUCUUUUGGAGAGACUUCGUCGAGAACGGCUACUUCUUCACAAAUGUGCUGUCCUCCAUCGCAUUCUUCGUUGCCUUGUGCAUUGUGCUAUUCUAUAUUGGCGUCCUUCCUUGGCUUAUCAAGAAGGCUGCUUGGUUCUUCUACAAGGUCUUCGGCAUCAGCGGUGCUGAAGCAAUCGUCGCAGUCGCAUCGCCAUUCAUUGGUCAAGGAGAGAAUGUCGUUCUGACUCGGCCAUUCGUCAAGAGCUUCACUCGAUCCGAGUUCCACCAAGUGCUGGUUUCCGGUUUCGCGACCAUUGCUGGCUCAGUGCUGGCAGCGUACAUCUCUAUCGGAGUCAAUGGCACGGUUUUGGUGACUUCCAGUGUCAUGUCGAUCCCAGCAGCUAUCGCCGCCUCCAAGUUGCGCUACCCCGAGACGCAACACUCGUACACGGCCGGCAAGAUCCAAGUCUCUGCCCAGGAAGAUGAAGUGGACCGCGCCAACGAUGUCUUCCACUCCCUCUCCAAAGGCGCCUGGUUCGGUGUGCGCGUCGCUGCGCUCAUCUUUGCCAACGUGUUGGCCAUCGUCAGUCUGCUCUACACCGUCAACGGUUUGCUGACCUACAUCGGUCGCAGCUGGUACAUCCCUGACGACAACCCACUCAAGCUUGAACUCAUCUUUGGCUACCUGCUCUGGCCGCUGACAUUCUUGUUGGGUGUCCCUGGUCACGAGACGCUUGCAGUCUCCAAGCUCAUUGCAGUCAAGGUUAUCGCGAACGAGUUCGUCGCGUACGACACUCUCCAGAACACCGUCAUGCCAAACCCAGAGACGCGAUUGAGCCCAAGAGCCUACCUGAUUGCCCAAUUCGCUCUCUGUGGAUUCGGCAACAUCGGCUCUCUUGGUAUCAACGUCGGCAUCUUGUCUGCCAUUGCGCCCACUCGAUCAGCCACCAUCGUCAAGUUGUGCCCCAGCGCUUUGCUCACUGGUAUCCUCGUCACCUUGAGCUCCGCCGCUGUGGCAGGCAUUGUGGGCAUCCCUGCAGAGUACGUUCCAGUCGCUCCAGCUGCUGCUGCAUGAGCUUGAUCUGCCCUCUAUCUGAUGGUCGCAGGCCCAUUGAGCUGGCUACCGCGCACUUCUUGUCUUGUAUCUACGUCACCGGACUCCAAUUUUCCGAACCUGAUGAAUGCACAUUCCGUCU